Molecule: messenger RNA, 1164 nt
Organism: Dermacentor andersoni
Lineage: Eukaryota; Metazoa; Arthropoda; Arachnida; Ixodida; Ixodidae
Biological process (GO): proteolysis
Molecular function (GO): metalloendopeptidase activity
Source: RefSeq, a predicted model, not a curated record
CUACGGACACUUUUAGGGUCGCACAAAACGACAAGGCCCAGUGAAUAGAAAAGAAGCAUGCCCCGACGUCAGACUCCCGCGGUCAUUGCUGUCAAGCCCACGUCGCCGGCACCUUCAGCGACCAACAGCGACUCUUCCCCGACUAGCCCCAUGCGCAAUCACCAGCCAGUCGAGGUCGGCGCACCACCAGCCACGUCACCGGUAAGCAGGAACGGCAACUCUCGCAGACCGCAGCAUCACCACGCGUCAGAUUCCAAAACAACCGAGUCAACGUCGCCGUCUAAUGCCUUGCCCCCUGUAGCAGCGGUAGUUGCCAGCAGCAGCAGAAGCAGCACUAUCCCUCGUAGUCCUUCUGCCAAAGUACGUGGCCAGUCAAAAAAUCUCGGCACGGCCGCGUUUCGAGAGGGCGAAAAUGCCGGUCCUCGUAUCAUCCUCCCGUACCACCUCCGGCGCCGUUUGGGUGAUGCCAAGACUACUACGUUGCCGAAGAAGCCGUCAGUGAGGGGCAGCAGCGCCACCGCUCGGAAACCACUUGAGCACCACUCGCCCGUGUUGCACGAUGAGAGCGAGGGGAAGAAAAGAGAGGGUGGAAAGACCAAGCCCGCUCUCGAUACUUUGCAACAGUACAGCGAACACGGACCCCGAGCUUUGAGUCCCAGCGUUGUCCAGAGCAGCCCAUCCACGUCCAGCUUCGACGUGGCACGCCGCAGGGCCUCGUCGGCGCAGACUAUGCUGAGCGAGGAGGUCAUGGAAAGGCUGCACUCCCUGGUUAAUGAGGGCGCCGGCCCAAAGCAGCGCAGUGCCCGGUGCCGCGAUGUUCCCUGGAGGGCGUUCGCCACUUGUACCGUGGCCGUCGUGUUUCUGAUCGCCGUAUUGGCGGCGUACUUCGCUGGUCGCUUCUAUUCGAGCGCCCAGAGACUCGGGCGCAACUCGUCCUGCAACAGUGCCGGCUGCCAGCUGCUGUCGAGCGAGGUCAUCAACCGACUCAACAUGAGCGUUGACCCUUGCGAUGACAUUGAGGCGCACGUCUGCGGUCCGGUCCGGUGGGAGAGUGACCUGGUCACCGACACGGCCACCCAGAUGAUGCGAGUUUGGAUGGAGCGAGGAGCCUUGCACCUCGAGGCGAAGAGGAGGCCCGAAGGUGCGUCAGUGCUCAUGGAAUAA